Habropoda laboriosa is the source of this 1842-nucleotide messenger RNA. RefSeq names its product zinc finger protein 200-like. The record is from RefSeq and is a predicted model, not a curated record. The transcript is spliced from 3 exons. Gene Ontology annotation, biological process: regulation of DNA-templated transcription. Bases 1 to 1842 code for a protein of 613 amino acids. Gene Ontology annotation, molecular function: RNA polymerase II cis-regulatory region sequence-specific DNA binding; DNA-binding transcription factor activity, RNA polymerase II-specific. NCBI's taxonomy places the organism in Eukaryota, Metazoa, Arthropoda, Insecta, Hymenoptera, Apidae.
AUGCCGCGUUGUUACAUGGUGAAGAAGGCCCUGUGCAACAAGUAUAUAAGCAACGUUGCCAGAGGAUUCGAGAGCUGGGGUCGUGGAAGAAGCACGCCAUCGCCGACCACCAUGCAGAUCCCUGUCUCGCCUAUCGAAGGGAGCGUCGCACCCCCUGUUGCUCAAGAAUACCUGACCGCUCAGUCCCAGGACACUACAGCGACAACGGGAACUAGAACGGCGGUGCAGGACUCCACGAAGGAGAAGUUCAACGAGCCCGACGAUGUGGACGUCAUCACGACAUCGUCGACAGCAACGAGCAACAUCUGCGACGCAGCGGAACCUCUGGCAACAGCACGAACGGAGGCGACAUCGGUGAUCGCGACGAUUACAGGCUCGUCCACCUCUGUGUUCACACCAGCGGUAACAGAGUCGAUCAGCUCGAACGUGGAGACCACCACGACGACGAUCACCACGUCCACGUUGCCCUUCACAGCUCCGAGAUCGCCGUCCAGAACAAUCCACGCUGACCAUCAGCAGCACGCGAACGUGCUGCAUAAUUCGCCGCCGAGGGUGCCGUCUCCUCCUUCGAACACCGCCGCAACGUAUCACACGGAGGAAAACACGGAUCAUACCACGUCCGAAUCGAGGAUAGGAUCGAACAGCGGCAGCAGCGUGAUCACCAGUUAUGUGUCUUCGAUGUUCAAAGAUCGGUCAGCCGCGGAGACAGAGGCUGCACACGAUUUACUCGAGCUGUCGAGGUCGUUGCCCCCGCUACCACCACCCAGCGUUGCUAUCGGACCGCAAAGCGUGAUAGAGUCGCCGGCGACGGAUAUUCAAGAGAUGACGGUGUAUCAGCCCGAUCAACCGAUCUACCAGGUGAACACGAUAGACCUGGCUGGCUCUACGGUGUACACGCAUCAUCCGCAACAGCAACCAUCCACAGCGAGCAUCAUCUACGAGCCCAGCGCGACUAUAGUCCAGCAAACUGGCAGCGUGUUCAUCCCAUUGUCGCCUGUUCAAGAGAUUCUGCUUACUUAUAGCGCGCCGUCCAUACCGUGCACGCCGAUCAUCGCCCAGCAGCAGCAACAACUGCCGCAGCAGCAACCGACGUUGCAACAGCAACAACAGCAUCAUCAGGCGAUAGAGGCGGCGCCUCCGUUAACUCCACCUACGUCAGAGUGCAGCAGCGAUAUCGAGAAUAACAAUCCUAACUCGCAGCCGAGUCAGAAGGACAAGGAGGUGCAGACUGUUACGGAACAGACAGAGGUGAAGCCGGCUAGCUACACGUACGACACUUUACUGGUGGCUGACGGUAGAUCGAAGAACAAGAAAGUCGUGCCAAGUCAGAAGACGCAGGAGGCCGAGCCGGUUGAAACGCCCGAGACGUCGAAGAUCGGACGAUAUGUUUGUUGCGAGUGCGGCAAACAGUACGCGACCUCGUCGAACCUGUCGCGGCACAAGCAGACGCACCGCAGCAUCGACUCGCAAUCCGCGAAGAAGUGCAUCCACUGCGGCAAAGCGUACGUGAGCAUGCCUGCGUUAGCCAUGCACGUGCUCACGCACAAGCUGACACACAGUUGCGGCGUCUGCGGCAAGAUGUUCUCCAGGCCUUGGCUGCUCCAAGGCCAUCUGAGAAGUCACACCGGCGAGAAGCCAUACGGUUGCGCGCAUUGCGGCAAAGCGUUCGCCGAUCGCUCCAAUCUACGCGCUCACAUGCAAACACAUUCCGCGGACAAGAACUACGAGUGUCACAAAUGUCACAAAUCCUUCGCGCUCAAGUCUUACCUGAACAAACACCUGGAGUCCGCCUGUCAAAGGGAGAACGAAGAAACAGGCAACGAGAUCGACGUUCCUCAGUAG